AUGGGCCUCCGAGGGAGCGAUCGCGUCACCAAGGUGUGUCGUCUCCUCGGCGUUGCGGUGGUGACGCUGACGAUGCUUCACGCCGCCAGCAAGCCGGAGCCGGUUCGCCGCCCGGCGCCGACCAUGCUGGAGCACCGGCGCCGCGUGAGCGGCGCCACGUACGCGGCGCGGAUACCCCGCGUCGUGCACCAGACGUGGAUGUCCCGCCAGCUGCCUCGCGGCCUCGCCGACUGCGUGCAGACGUGGGUCAAGUCCGGUUGGGAGUGGCGGCUGCACACGGACGCUGACAACUUGGAGCUCGUCAACGGGUCCUACCCCGCGCUGUUGUCGCUGUACAUGUCGCUCCCGCCCGUCGCGCAGGCCGACAUCGCGCGCCUCCUCUACAUGCACAAGCUUGGUCUAGGCGUGUACGCCGACCUGGACGUGUGCCGCCUCGAGCCGCUGGACCCGCUGCUCGAGGCGGCGGCCAGCGGCGCAGUGCCAUUCGGCGACGGAGGCGGCGACGGAGGCGGAGGCGGCGGCGGCGCAGGAGGAGGAGGAGGAGGCGGCGGCGGCGGCGGUGGAGCACGAGGCGGCGGGGGCGGGCGGAGCUGCGUGCUCCUUGGGCAAGAGCCGCUCGAGCACGCGGUGCUCGUCGAGGGGGUGCUCGUCGAGGGGGUGGCGAGGCAGGUCUGCAACGCCCUCCUCGUCUCGGAGGCGGGGCACCCCUUCUGGCUCGUCGCGCUCGACGAGGUCGCGGCCCGCUUCCUGCGCGGCGGGGGCGACGACCCGGUCUACCUCACCGGCCCACGCAUGCUCGAGGCUGCCGUUGUCCGGCGGCCUCCUCUCGCCUCCGCCGCCUGGACCCUCGGCCGCCGCGCGAGGACGACGAGGCCCGCCAGCCGCCUUCCCUGCGCCUUCUUCCCCUCCUACGACCCGAUGCAGCAAGGCUCGCUCCGCGACAAGUGCUCGGCCCCGGAGACGCAGCCCCUCCCUCUGCGCUUCGGCUGGCUCGCGCCACACCUCCACGCCGCAGCUGCCGCCGUCUGCUCGCGCCUCGCGAUGCGAAACUUCGCCGCCGCCGCGCCGCCGCCGCCGCCGGACGCGCAGGCGGCGGGAGCGGCGAGAGCGGCGCAGCGCGGGGCACGGCUGAGGGCCGGAUCCGCUACCCUGAGUGUAGGCGGGUGUUGCGCGGAGCUGGUCAAGGUCGAUCUGCGCGACACCAUCGGCGUCGACGACAACGGCCGGUUUCGCCUUCCCGGCAUAAACCCGAGGUAG
This is a messenger RNA of Emiliania huxleyi CCMP1516, 1257 nucleotides long. RefSeq lists its product as hypothetical. Bases 1 to 1257 code for a protein of 418 amino acids. Gene Ontology annotation, molecular function: mannosyltransferase activity. Gene Ontology annotation, biological process: mannosyl-inositol phosphorylceramide biosynthetic process. The transcript is spliced from 7 exons. The record is from RefSeq and is a predicted model, not a curated record. Lineage: Eukaryota; Haptophyta; Isochrysidales; Noelaerhabdaceae.